Vanderwaltozyma polyspora DSM 70294 is the source of this 2226-nucleotide messenger RNA. It is a transcript of the gene GYP7, whose product is annotated as GTPase-activating protein GYP7. The record is from RefSeq and is a predicted model, not a curated record. Gene Ontology annotation, molecular function: GTPase activator activity. Bases 1 to 2226 code for a protein of 741 amino acids. The transcript has a single exon. NCBI's taxonomy places the organism in Eukaryota, Fungi, Ascomycota, Saccharomycetes, Saccharomycetales, Saccharomycetaceae. Gene Ontology annotation, biological process: activation of GTPase activity.
AUGAGUACAAAGAUUUUUUUUUGCAAGUCAAAGGUGUUUAUACAUCCUUCGAAAAGUGCUGCUGAUAAUGUGUCAGGGUUUCUUAUUGUCACUAAUGAAGUAGGACUGACUAAAGCUGAAUCGGUGUUGACUUGGGUUCCUGAGGAUGGAUUGUCUAGCUCUCAGCUUGCAUGGUUAGAGAAAACAGAAAUGAGUUUGCUCGAUUCCAAGGCCACAAAUAAUAGUUUGGCAAUGAACUCAAGUAUACUGUCAACUGCGGUAGGUGUAUCUUGGUCUUUUUCAGUGAAACUAAACUCUUUAUAUUCCAUCCAAUUUAGAACACCAAGCCCAAGUGGCUGGUGGUACGGUUCUGUUAUUAUGCAUUCGAGAUCUCCUCAGGAAGACGACGCUCUACCAAUCAUAUUCUUUCAUGAUGAUUUGUGUACUAGCACCAUAGCGAAGAAGAAAAACCUUAACGAAUCAUUCGAUCCUUUUGAUUCUUCAGGUGAUAUAUAUUGGGGUGCCGUGGACUUCAAAAAUGUAGUCGCUGAUUGUGUCGAUCUGCAACGGACUGUCGUGGAUUCGACAAUAUGGUUAGUAAAUGCAACCCUUGAUGAUCUCAGAAAUUUCUCCCCACAGGACGAUUACGAUGCUGACAUCAAGAAGGAUCCAAAGGUCCCGUCGAAGUCCCUAUGGGAAUCCUGGGAAGCUGCUAAAUGGGGAGUUAUGGCUAAGAUCGCAGAUGCAACUUCAAAAACAGGCACAUUUAUGACUAGUAUGAUAAGAAAACAUCCUCUAGUAAAACUAGCUGAACGAAAUGCUGAUAACCCAUACGUGAAAAAACUAUUAGAGAAUCCUAGGGUUCAGGAAAUCCAGGAUGAUUUCGAUUCAGCAAGAGUUUAUCUUGCUAAAUGGGCCUUAGGUGUCAAAGAACAGUCCGAUCGCUACAAUUUUAACUACGAAUCACAGACAACUUACAGGCAAUUGAUUAGAAAUGAUCUUGGAAUGAGUGAUAAAUCCGAUAUCCAAUUCACCGAGUUGGAACUAAGCAAAGCACUAGAAAGGAACCACCCUCUAACAAGACAGAAAUGGGAAUCGUUUUUCGACGCUCAAGGAAGAAUGAACAUCACUGUUAAUGAAAUGAAAGAUUAUAUUUUUCAUGGUGGUGUGGAAUCCAUGGAAUUGAGAAAAGAGGUUUGGCUAUAUCUUUUUGGCGUAUACCCUUGGGAUUCUUCAACUGAUGAGAAAAUACAGCUGGAGCAAACUUUACGAGAUAUUUAUAUCAAUGAGUAUAAAUCAAAGUGGAUGAAUAGAACAGAAGACCCUGACCCAGACGAAGAAGAAUAUUGGCGGGACCAAAUUUUUAGAAUUGAAAAAGAUGUCAAGAGAAAUGAUCGUCAUAUCGAUCUUUAUAAACAUGAUACAGAAGAUGGCUUACCACCUCCAGAUGAUAAUGAAGAGCAAGAUGACAAAGAUAAUGAAGAAUCUGAAACAUGGUCAAAACACGAAAUAAAGAAUCCACAUCUAAUUAAAAUGAAGAAUAUAUUAAUAAGUUACAAUACAAUGAACCCUAACUUAGGUUAUGUACAAGGUAUGACAGAUUUAUUAUCUCCUAUUUAUUAUAUUAUCAGAGAUGAAGCUUUAUCAUUCUGGUGUUUUGUGAACUUUAUGGAACGGAUGGAAAGAAAUUUUAUGAGGGACCAAUCUGGAAUUAGAGAUCAAAUGUUGACAUUAUCAAGUUUAUGUCAAAUAAUGUUGCCACAAUUAAGCUCGCAUUUAAGCAAAUGUGAUUCUUCUAAUUUAUUUUUUUGCUUUAGAAUGAUUCUGGUGUGGUUCAAACGUGAAUUCGAAUUCAAUGAUGUAUGCUCCAUAUGGGAGAUUUUUUUAACAGAUUACUAUUCUUCACAAUUUCAAUUAUUUUUUAUGCUGGCUAUACUUCAAAAGAAUAGUAACGCGGUAAUACAAAAUCUUUCACAGUUUGAUCAAAUCUUAAAAUAUUUUAAUGAUAUUGGGGGGAAAAUGGACUGGAACGAUUUGAUGACAAGAAGUGAACUUCUAUUUAUAAGAUUUAAAAAAAUGAUGGAUUUGAUGGAACGCCAAAAGGAAAAACUUGUAGAUGAUCCUAAAGAUGAUAACUCGGAUACAAACAGUGAAUUACCUGUUUCUGAUAUAUAUCUUCAACUUCUUCUAUCCAAAAAGGUAAUUAUUGAAAGGGAAGGUGAGAGAACUAAAGAUUCUAUAAAAUAA